CCACAGCCAGUUCUAGAAAGUCUUUCACUAUGGGGAAAUUCUGGAACUAUACUAAUUCCUCUAAUAAAAUGUCUCCACAUAUGCUGCUGAUCUCGCUGCUUUCUUCGAUGGUCCUAGAAGUCUGGUGUCAGUCUGACUGUAGUUACCAAAAGCUGCUGAAAUCAUUAAACCUAGAAAAUGCUUCGAAGGUGCGUCCAGUGAGGAAUUGGAAAAAUGCAUCCAUAGUGAACAUCGACUUGACCUUAUACACCAUCGUAGAUUUGGAUAUGAGCACGCAAACUGCUACAACCUUUGUCUGGUUCUACAUGGCAUGGACAGAUGAAUACAUUAGCUGGAACCCAGGUGACUUUUGUGGAAUAAAGAAACUGUUUGUUAACAGUGAUUAUUUCUGGAAACCAGACCUUUACAUCUACGAAAUGACAGAAAAUGAUGACAACUCUCCAGAAAUUCCAUAUUAUAUACUGCGUAACAAUGGGCAAAUCAUUAAUGCAAUGCCACUACGCAUCAUCAGCACCUGCAAUUUGAACAUUUACAAGUUUCCUUUUGACAUCCAGACAUGCAAGCUCUCCUUUGGCUCUUUUAUGUACACAGUUUCAGAUAUUGUUAUGUGGCCAAAAAGCAACUCUUCAGUUGUCAACCAAAAUGCAAAAGAUGUGUUUGCCUCUAAAGAUGAAUGGGAGCUGCAGUCGGUAGCAGUGUACAACACGACACAUAAGACCAUGGGCCUGGAAUACAGCCAAGUCAUCUACAGUAUUUAUAUAAAAAGAGUUGCUGUGAUAUAUGUUUUAAACCUCAUUAUACCUGCCUGUUUCUUGGUAUUCCUGGAUAUUGCAAGUAUGUUCAUCCACAAUUACGAAAAUAGACUUGAUUUCAAGAUCACCGUUGUUCUGGGAUUCUCCGUGAUGCUGCUAAUUCUGAAUGCCUUGCUGCCCAAUUCUGAUAGCACUCCCAUGUUAGGUACUUUCUGUUGUAUUUGUAUGGCCAUGAUGAUUCUCAGUGUCAUUGGAACAAUAGCUACUUCCUACAUGACAGAAAAAUCUACAACCAACUCACAGGUCCCUGUAUGGGUCAAGGUCCUGGUCUUGAAGCAUCUGGCACGUAUUAUAUUAUUUAAAAAAGAUUUUGCCAAAGAAGAACUGGUCACACCAGUCACGGCAGACAAUAAUGAUCCUGAAAAUGCAAAAAAAUCUGAAACAAACGAAGAUGUUUCAGACCAGAGGAGAGCACUAGAGAAUGAUUCAAAUGUUAAGAAAGAGGUUAAGCUGUUAAAAAGAAUCUUGUCAGAAAUUUUAAGGAUCCAUCGUAAACUGAUACUUGAUAUGCAGCAGAAGGAUGAACAGACAGAAUGGUCACUAGUAGCCCAGAUUGUAGACCGACUAGUCCUUAUUCUGUAUCUUAGCAUUGUAACUUUGGUGUUUAUCAUUAUGAUUUGUGUUUGGACCAUUUAGGGUUCGAUUUGACAUAACUAUGUUCUAAGAGUCAUCUAGAGGAUGCUUUAAACAGCAGAAUAAGAACCUUCAGAUGUUUAUGAAUUGUAAAUUCUGAUGUGUGGAGUCAACCAAGGGUGGGCUUUAUGCUAAAUUGGUUCAUAUUGGAAUGCAUAGUUGGCCAUACAAAAUGGUCAUGGGCUGAAUGCUUCUAUGUACUUUCCUUGCAAUAAAAGGUCCGGAAACAAACUAUGAUGUUUCUGCUCUACCUUCCUAUUUGGAUAUGCUAAAAGAAAUUGAUUCAUAGUAGCAGUAUAUUAGCAUAAUAGUAGUAGCAGAAUAGUAGCAUAGUAUUAGGCCUCGUAUACACGAUAGGUUAACCAGAGGACAACGGUCUGAUGGACCGUUUUC
Messenger RNA from Rana temporaria (common frog), 1838 nucleotides. RefSeq names its product 5-hydroxytryptamine receptor 3A-like. Bases 30 to 1448 code for a protein of 472 amino acids. Gene Ontology annotation, molecular function: extracellular ligand-gated monoatomic ion channel activity; transmembrane signaling receptor activity; neurotransmitter receptor activity. Gene Ontology annotation, cellular component: membrane; synapse; neuron projection. The transcript is spliced from 9 exons. Gene Ontology annotation, biological process: monoatomic ion transmembrane transport; regulation of membrane potential; chemical synaptic transmission. NCBI's taxonomy places the organism in Eukaryota, Metazoa, Chordata, Amphibia, Anura, Ranidae. The record is from RefSeq and is a predicted model, not a curated record.